GCUCCUUCGGCCAUACACCGCGGCACACUCUCUCGUCGAUCAAACGAAUCUCUUUCUUUUCUUCUUUCUCUCCUUUAAACUUUCACUCUAUUUUACCGUGUCACGAACCUUGCGUUUCAUUAUCCUUCUAAUUUUACUUUCUUCCCUUCUCUGUACCACGUAUAUGUACCUCUAACCUUGCUCGUACCGUGUUCGAUCCGCCCUCCCGUCGAGAUAAACAGAACGUGUCGAGUAAGCCUGAACGACACGGAUAAUCAGGGUUCACGUCAGAACGAAGGACGAGUUCUCUCGAUCAGCAUCUCGAAACAUCACGAGAGACCGUGUCGCGUGUAACCAGUUGAAAAAAAUAAAAAGAGAAAUAGAACACUUGAGAGCAGCCAGAGAGGUGUCUUUGCGUGGCGCUCGACGAGAGAGAGACUACUAGCCAACGGAACCGAUCGAGGUUUUCCUUCGACUUCGGUUUCGCGUACACGUGAUCGCACGUGUGGUUACGUACACGAGAAGUUGAUCGGAAAGGCGCUGCCGAGCCGGUGGUAGCCGUGUUUCGACGUAGACGCGCGAGCCCGAAGGAAAAGAGAAGGAGAGGAGACACACUCGUGUAGAGUCGCGCGACGUUAACGUUCGCGGUGUGUCUCUUUUUUCUGCACCGAACAGCUGAUCUGAAAACGUCAAAAUGUCUACAGAACCGGGUAGCUUCACCUCCAACGGGAGCAUGAUCGUCGUCAGCAACAGGUUGCCGUUCGUCUUGAAGAGGAACGAGGUGACCGGAAAAUUGGAACGCAAGGCCAGCGCCGGAGGUCUUGUAACCGCGGUUGCACCGGUUGUUAUAAGCGGAAAUGGAGUGUGGGUCGGAUGGCCGGGAAUGCACAUGGAAAAUCGAAACGAACCGAUUCCCGAAUCCGAUCCUAACGAUCGUACGCCAACGGCUGGCCUUCUAUCUCGUAAGGUUGUAGCGGUGCACGUCGACCCUACUAUCUUCGAUUCGUACUACAAUGGAUGUUGCAACGGAACGUUUUGGCCAUUGUUCCAUUCUAUGCCCGAUCGAGCGACUUUCAUCGCGGAUCAUUGGCGCGCGUAUUCCACUGUUAACGAGGAAUUUGCUGCCAAAACGGUCGGAGCUCUGGAACAGAUUCAUAAGGAACAAGAAAAUCAAUCGAACGGCACACCUUUGGUCUGGGUACACGACUAUCAUUUAAUGUUAACCGCGAACUGGAUUCGGCAAGCUGCGGAGGAGAAACGUCUUAAGUUAAAAUUGGGCUUCUUCCUUCAUAUCCCCUUCCCACCAUGGGAUAUAUUCAGACUCUUCCCAUGGGCUGAUGAGAUUCUUCAGGGUAUGCUCGGUUGCGACAUGGUCGGUUUCCACAUUCAGGACUAUUGUCUGAACUUUGUUGACUGUUGUCAAAGAAGUCUUGGCUGCAGAGUGGAUCGCAAGAAUCUGUUAGUGGAACACGGUGGAAGAACCGUACGCGUUAGACCGCUUCCCAUUGGCAUUCCGUUCGACAGAUUCGUCUCGCUGGCCGAGACUGCCAACAAGGUCAUGUCGACUAAUCAGAAAAUAGUACUGGGCGUUGAUCGUCUCGAUUAUACGAAGGGCCUGGUUCACAGAUUGAAAGCUUUCGAGAUGUUGCUGGAGAAACACCCAGAGCAUCGUGAACAGGUCACCAUGCUUCAAAUUGCUGUACCGUCGCGAACCGAUGUGCGCGAGUAUCAGGAUCUGAAGCUUGAAAUGGAUCAAUUGAUCGGUCGCAUAAACGGUCGAUUCACGACGCCCAAUUGGUCACCAAUUCGUUACAUUUACGGUUGCGUGAGCCAAGACGAGCUGGCAGCGUUCUACAGGGAUGCUGCGGUUGCUCUCGUUACACCCCUCAGGGAUGGAAUGAACUUAGUCGCUAAGGAGUUCGUCGCGUGUCAGAUUAACACGCCCCCAGGUGUUCUGAUAGUUUCUCCGUUCGCUGGAGCCGGAGAAAUGAUGCACGAAGCGUUGAUCUGUAAUCCGUAUGAAAUCGACGAAGCUGCUGAGGUCAUUCACAGAGCACUUACCAUGCCGGAAGACGAACGCACGUUGAGAAUGAAUCAUCUGAGACGUCGUGAAAGGCUCUACGAUGUCAAUUACUGGAUGAAAUCCUUCCUGCAAGUAAUGGGAUCGCUCGAAGAACACGAUUCCGUGGGUGCUACCACGAUGCAACCUGUUACCAUGGACGAUUUUGACGAUUACCUGAGCAAGUCCCCUAGGUACAUCGGCGAUAACCAUAAGCUGGCCCUGCUGCUGGAUUACGAUGGUACCCUGGCACCCAUCGCAACGCAUCCGGACCUUGCUAUCUUACCACUGGAGACAAAGAACGUUCUCCAGAGGUUGUCCAACAUGUCGGACGUGUACAUAGCAAUUAUAUCUGGUAGAAACGUGAACAACGUUAAGUCAAUGGUUGGUAUAGAAGGGAUCACGUACGCUGGUAACCAUGGACUGGAAAUUCUUCAUCCGGACGGUAGCAAAUUCGUUCAUCCGAUGCCAGCUGAACUGGAGGGCAAGGUGGCGAAUUUGAUGCAAGCGCUGCAAGAUCAGCUUUGCAGGGAUGGCGCCUGGGUGGAGAACAAGGGCGCGUUGUUGACGUUCCACUAUCGUGAAACACCAAUGGAAGGUCGUACCGAGAUGAUCGAGCAAGCGAAGAAAAUCAUCGAAAACGCGGGUUUCAAACCCUGUCCAGCACAUUGCGCCAUUGAAGCGAAACCACCGGUUGAGUGGAACAAAGGUCGUGCUUCCAUUUACAUUCUCCGCACAGCGUUCGGUUUGGACUGGAGCGAACGUAUCAGGAUCAUCUAUGCUGGUGAUGAUGUCACGGAUGAAGACGCGAUGAAGGCGCUGAAAGGUAUGGCUGCUACCUUCCGCGUGGCGUCAUCGCACAUAAUCCGUACAUCGGCGGAACGACGUUUGCCAAGCACCGAUUCCGUGUUGACGAUGUUGAAAUGGGUGGAGAGGCAUUUGAGCAAACGCAAACCCCGUAACAACGCCGACAUCCCAUCGAGAUUCCGUCGCGGUAGCGCCGGAAUAACCAUGGAAAUGUCGUAUAUGCCAUCAAACGCAACGCUAGAAUCCUAGACUUAACGAUGUACUCGUGGAGUAAAAGCAUGUAAGCGAGAGGGAAGAAUAAGAAGAAACAAAAGGGAAUCUCGUGGUGAAUAGGUAAACAAAAUUGUCGUGUAAAAUUGUAUACCCAACACACACAGAUACGGCGGAAACAGUUAAAGAUAAAGAAAACCAAAAAAAAAAAAAAAUAGUUCUUCGAUGAACUAUGCGUAUUCGAAAGCACCAUUUAACUUUCGAAAAUAUAUCUUCGAUCUUCGAGUAUAAAUAAGGAUAAACCGGAUUAAUUCGAGUUGACUUUGAUAGAAAGAUAUAAGCCAAACGGAAGAACUGAUCUUUUUUCAUGUGAAACUAAAAUCAUUCUUCAUCAGCUGUUCAACGUUUAAUAGAUGUAAUCUCCGGUAACCAGUUCAGUGGCUUUAGCCAACGCAGAAACACAUUUAAAAAAGAAAAAAAAACCAAGAAAAAGAAUAAAAAAGAUGAAUAUUACAUGUGUGAUCGCUAAAUCUCCGUUAUGAGCAUAUAGUGUAUAAGCAUGUUUUUCUUUCUUUUUUUUUAUUUCAUGUACAACAUAAUGAUGCGCUUUCGAUGUGUUUUAUCGAAAGUCGUAUUAGGUACUUAGCUGUGUAUAGUUUUUAGGUUCGUAUGGCUCAAAACGGCAGCAGUUAUUCGAUGUAUACAUGUUACAGUGACUUAUCCAAACUGUUUUUUUUUGUUUUUUUUUUUUUUAUUUAUUAAAAUAAUACAUAUUUGGUAUUGAAUUUCGAAAGCGAUUGUAUUCGAUGAUAGCCCGUUGAAGGUGUUAAAAAUUUUCAAUUCCUCAAAUAGAACCGUAAAAUCCUAUUAUUUUUAGUUUACAAAAAUCCUGUAUCUGAUCCUAUUUGAUUUCGCUACAAACGCGUUGAUACCAAAAGCGUAUCGAGCGUCGAUUAAAGCGAAACUUUGAGUUCGAUGAGUGGAUUUAAAUAGAGUUUUUCUUUCUUAUGUCUUUAAUUAUUAACCGAUGGAACUGUCGUGUAAAGAACAGUGCCAAUUAGAAAUCUUCAGUACUCGGUAACAAUAAUAAAUUAUUACUAAACGACGAUGAUUUAGCGAUAAGAUACUUGAGAAAUAUACACAGAAACGGACACACACACACACACACAUACGCAUUAAAAUGAAACGAUACACGCAUCUCGAACAGAAGAAUGAAUUCAUACAAACACGGACAAAUUUUACACGUUUUCUAAAUAGAGUAAGUUACUUAAGAAUUUAUUAUUCCAUACGUUUAUUACGUGCGAAGUAAACAAGACACGAAUAAGAUAAUGGAACAGUUAUUCACUCGUUGUAAUACCUUCAAGUAGAGUCUCGAUUGAUCUUUUCUUGAUGCCCACCGAACGUUGCAACGGCGAUUAAACUCUUCAGCAUUUAAUUAGUUUGAUGUAUCCUUUCACGUGAAACACUGAAGAAUUUUCGAAAGGAAUCUUUUUUUUUUUCUAAGGGAGAUCACAACGAGUGCUAUUCAUUGGCGUAACUAGAUAAAAGCAAGGGUGGAUAAAAGUUCUAGUUACGUUAAUGGUGUCAUUAAGAAAAAAUUUUGUUUUUAACAAUCUUUUUUUUUUUCAUAUGCACGGAGAACGGGCGAUGAAUUUUUCUACGGAUUAUCUACAGAAAUUAACGAUAAGUUUAUGUUUCAUUGAUGGAUGAACGACAGUCUUUUUGUGUAUAAGUAAAAUGAAGAAAACGAAAGGAUAAAAAAAGAACUUUGUUACGCGUUUUACAGUGCCUCCAUGUAGAUAUAGCGAUCAAUAAUGCAAAUGAUCGCUAUGACUAGAAAAACAGAGGUCGAUUCACCACUGAAGUACAUUUUGGUCAUUAGAUUUCUUCCGGAUUUCAUUAACGAUGCCUCAAGUUCAUAUCCAUUUUAUCCCAUCUAUACAUAACUGAAUCGUCAAAUGUAUACCUACAUAUAUGAAAAUUCUCAUUUGAAAAGUUACAUGGAACAAGAGUUUGCUCCAAUAUACAUGUAUUUUUAUAUGUAGAUAACGUAUGAAUUUUGCUGAAGAAAGUUAUUAAAGGAAAAAUGAAAUUAUAAAGAGAAAGAGACAAACAGAUAAUGAAGAUGUUAUAAUGAUUCUAAUUACAUAGUGACCUGUUUGUGUCCCGAACAUCUGUUUCUACGACUGUACUUACAAUUAUAGAAAUAUACAUGUAUACACGUA
Messenger RNA from Osmia lignaria (orchard mason bee), 5280 nucleotides. RefSeq names its product Trehalose-6-phosphate synthase 1 (gene Tps1). The record is from RefSeq and is a predicted model, not a curated record. Lineage: Eukaryota; Metazoa; Arthropoda; Insecta; Hymenoptera; Megachilidae. Gene Ontology annotation, molecular function: trehalose-phosphatase activity; alpha,alpha-trehalose-phosphate synthase (UDP-forming) activity. Gene Ontology annotation, cellular component: cytosol. Gene Ontology annotation, biological process: trehalose biosynthetic process.